Besnoitia besnoiti is the source of this 441-nucleotide messenger RNA. RefSeq lists its product as uncharacterized. The transcript is spliced from 5 exons. Bases 1 to 441 code for a protein of 146 amino acids. Lineage: Eukaryota; Apicomplexa; Conoidasida; Eucoccidiorida; Sarcocystidae. The record is from RefSeq and is a predicted model, not a curated record.
AUGGGGAAUGCUUGCUGUUCUGUCGAGAAAUUUGAACCGGGCAGCGACGCCGCCGUCAGGGAUUUUCUGUCGCGCGCCGCCCAAGGAGUCACGAUGGCUGUUGUCCUUCAAGAUGGAUCGGAUCUGGCGUGUAAAAUGUUCAUCGACACUGUCGAACAGAAGAUAACCAUCAAAUGCGAGGAAAAGGCGCGAAUCAUCACGUUCAGCGGAAUAAAAAACCUUCUCUCGACACCAACGCAGCUGAAGCGGGUGGAAACCAAAGCGAAUUUGACUACCGAGACGAGCGUCGUCGGGGUUCACCUGUUCAAGACCGAGAGCUGCAUUCCAAUUAAGCUGACGAGUGCAGAAGAAAAAGUGAAUUUCCUUGCUGCCAUGAAAACCUUCGGAGUUCCGCCUCCCCGAUCCGAGCAACGAAAGUCGUCUGCUCAUCAGCGGCCUUGA